AUGAAGCACAAGAGCGAGGUGGCCGCAAGGCUUAGCGAGUUCAAGGCUUUCUAUGAGAAUCAAUGGGGCAAGCACUUGAAGUGUAUACGGUCGGAUAACGGGACGGAGUUUGUCAACAAGAAGAUUGCCCAUAUAUGCGCCCGUAAUGGUAUCAUGCACCAGCGGACAGUACCAUAUAGUCCGCAACAGAACGGUGUAGCGGAACGCAUGAAUCGCACGAUUGUGGAGAAGGCAAGGAGCAUGCUGUACUACAAGGGUAUCGACAUGCAGUGGUGGGCAGAGGCGGUCAGUACGGCUGUGUACUUGAUCAACAGAUCCACAAACUCUGCAAAUUCGGACGUAACACCGUUCGAGGUUGGUUUCAAGAUGAAGCCGAGUAUUGAGCAUUUGCGUGUGUUUGGAUCGCAAGGGUAUGCUCACAUUGACGACGCCAAGAGGACGAAGCUCGAACCAAAGAGUUACCGGUGUAUGUUCCUCGGAUAUGCGGAGAACACCAAGGGAUACAGGGUGUUCAAUCUGGAAAGGUCGAAGGUUGUCAUAUCGCGCUCCGUAAAGCUGGACGAGCGGGAAGUUGAAGGCAUAUACGACACGGUGGUACCAGAUAAAGUACCAGUCGUCAAGUAUAUUAGGGACACUGAUGAAGCAGUGAUUCCGGUGGUUCGUCCGUAUGAUGGAGACGAGACGAUGGAAGAUGUCGAAGAAAGCGCUCCUGAUGUCGAGAUGGACGAGAUAGAAUCGGCUCCAUUUGAAACAGGUAUCAUCAUACCUCAAGUACUCGAUCCAGAAACUCAAGAACCAAGAGGCGAUGAGAUAACGGGAUAUCAAGCUCCGAGACAAGCUUUUCAGGAGGACAGGUUGGUAUUUCAGCCGGAGAUAAAUCGGACAAGACGCUCACGAGACAGAAUGCUGCUGCUUGAGAAUGGGAAUAGCAGUGAAGACACGUCAGAAGGUAGCGAUGGACCACCUUCUCCAAAGCGUGCAAGAAUUGAUGACGAAGGUCUCAUUGCAGAGGCUGUAUUAGCCUAUGCUGCAAGCGUUGGCGAGGCGGACGACGCUCCAUCCACAUACAGCCAAGCGUUAUAA
Peronospora matthiolae is the source of this 1083-nucleotide messenger RNA. The record is from the annotation of a GenBank genome assembly. NCBI's taxonomy places the organism in Eukaryota, Oomycota, Peronosporomycetes, Peronosporales, Peronosporaceae.